GCUGUUGGAACUGCAUGAUUUUAUGAGAGGUUUGACCUGGUUCAGAUGGUUGCUAUCAGAUGAACUGUUUCAGCCAAACUAUCUUUUUAACUUUGAAAGCUUCAAAUGUAAAAAACUGAGAAAAAAAUGAUUUUUUUAAACAGACCAGUUAAACAUAUAAACAUUUAACAAUAAGUGUAAAGAAACAGGUGCAUAAAGGACAACACUUUUUUUCUUCCAUUUUUAAUUUGACGUUUUCUUGCAUUUAAAUUUGCUCCUGCAUUCGAAGCAAACGGACACGAUGAUAUUGAGGUCAGCAUUCUGUCUUCAGAGUCCAUAGUUUUUAUUUACUUGAUUCUGGUGCAAUUUAAAAAAAGAGCAUUAUGAUUAUGUGAACAGUGGAGCCGUUUUAUCCGAGCUUUUGCGUUCGAUGGUCACCAAAAGCACAAACCCCGCAUCUGAACGCACAGACAACCUGUAGAAAAACUUUGAAGCAACUUGUGCUGCUCGGUGCACAUGGGGACAAGAUGUACCCAAUGAAUGAGCGGCUGCGCUGACGGCGCAGGCGAGCUGCCGGUCGACACGCCCCCCGCAUGGAUACAGCGGGACGGAACGGGCGCUCUGGAGACUCACGCACUGUGCUGGAGAUUUUUGACGCCGCAAUGGGAGUUAACGCGUCCAAGUUUGAGGAGUUCCUGUUGUCGGCGCACUGAACAAAAGACGCUGCCUUUGCGCUUCUCUGUCUCUCUGUGGAGGGGGGCGGCCGUGCGCGUUUUUGUCCGAGGCGUUUCUCGCGCAGGAUGUUGAUGAUAUUGGAAAGCCGGGUAAGAUCAUAAAGUCAGUUCUCUCACAGCCACUAAACAAAGGGAACCACGGUACUUUGGCCCCCCUCCCUCACACGGCGUCGUUUCUUUUUCUUUUCUUUUUGGAUGUCAUUAAGAAGCAGAAGAGGCUGUUUGAAAGACAAAAUGGAUCACUUUGCAGCAGAGUGCCUUGUUUCAAUGUCCAGUCGUGCAAUUGUUCACCCCCCUAAAGGCAACAGGGAGAUUAAACCCGAGAUCCCGUCCUCCUCUCGGAUCGGGGAGGAUAUGAAAGAGCCCCUGGUGAAGGACAACUCCUCUCUGUUCGUGGUGGCGCGGAUUCUGGCGGAUUUUAACCAGCAGACUCCCAACGGCGAGGAGGCGAAAAUAAAGGAUGAGAGCACGCCGAACCUCAGAGAGGAUGGAAACUCUGCCACACCUACCACCUUCCCCGAUCCUCUGCCCAAACAAAGAGGCAAAAGAUCGAGAGGUCGAACUGAGCAGGAAUCACCUCAGAAAAAGCACAAAUGCCACUAUUCAGGUUGUGAAAAAGUUUAUGGCAAAUCAUCCCACCUCAAAGCUCAUCUAAGGACACAUACAGGAGAACGACCCUUCCCGUGCACCUGGCCUAACUGCAGUAAGAAGUUUGCCCGGUCUGAUGAGCUGGCCCGCCACUACCGCACCCACACGGGGGAAAAGAAGUUCGGUUGCCCCCUUUGCGACAAACGCUUCAUGCGCAGCGACCACCUGAUGAAGCACGCCCGCCGCCACUCGGAUUUCCAGCCCGGCAUGCUGAAGAGGCCCCACGGCGGCAGCACCCCGCGUCCCAGCUCCCUCAGCGACUACAGCCGCUCAGAUGCCUCCAGCCCCACCCUCAGCCCUGCCAACUCGCCUUAAACUGAAACCCUGGUCGCACUUUUCAGCCCCCUAGGCUGUGAGGCCCACCUUUUCUUCAUAACACUUUUGUUGCACAAUUGUCAGUGUCCAACCCUUCCCACCAGAACCCCCCAUCUUUGCUACUCCUGCGCUUACUGUGGUGUACCAUACUGUACAUAACUGCUUAUUGUAGUGCAAUUACCUGUGUGAUCCUAACAGACAAUAACGCUUUACCGAGAAUGAUGAUGUGUACUUUCUGUACCACAUGUCUGUUUUUUUUAGCUUCUAAUCAUGGCUAGUAGUUCAGCAGACAAUUAGAAGUAGGAAAGAAAAACACCCUGAUAAGUCUUAUCCAUUUUUGUUCUUUUUAUUUUUAUUGGGUUUUUUUCCAGUCACAGGUUAAGAGGAGGGGUAAACACACACACCUCAGGACGGAAGACACUUGCUGUUUCUGUAAUACCACAGUACACAAGAGUACUCACAUCGACUGCACAAUAUACUCAUCACUUUAUUCCGAAAUUCAACAGGGGUUGAAUUUUACACCCUGCUCAGGGAAGGCCUUGUUAGCUUGAAAGAAUGAACAUGGCGAAGAGAAACAUACGAAACAUAUUCUGCAGCCUUACACACAACACGAUUUGCACUCUCUGCUAUUUCUUUUUUGUUUUGUUUUUGACUUUCACAGUUGGAAAAAAAUAAUCCGUCAGAAUUCAUUUUAAAUAUACUGGUUUGAGAAAACAAUCAGUGCCCCCUCUCUUAGAAAACUUGAUAUUUUUGUUCCAUCGCUGCAAAUGUUGAUCUUCAUCUAAGCGAUCUGUUAGAUCUGCAUUCUAAUGUUCUUGCAAAUAUUAUUAUAUAUAAAGUUAAAACAUUUUGAAACCUUUGAGUAGAGUUGGUAAAGUUUCAAAGCAGCUGUUCAUCAUACCUAAGCAUUUUAUCCAAAGGUGGAAGGAAAAUAAGGAGAAAAAAAGGUUUGAUACAUCCUAAGCACAUUGGAAAAAGUACCAAAGACAUGACUGAAUAAAAGAUCUCUUCAGUUCUGUAAGCCGCCCUUCUUUGACGUCGCAGGUAGAACCUGAAGCUUCACUUCCCACCUCCUGGCUCGGCUCUCUGUGGCCUCUUUGGAGGAAACAGCUGCACCCAAAAGCAGCUACUCAGAGCCUUCUGGAGGGAGUGUAGUGAGUCCUCCCCUAGUGGCUCCUCUCUCAUCUGGAACUACCUGAACUGCCAGUCUCUGCCAACAUCUUUUUUUUGCUGUUGCCCAACUCCAAGGUCAGACGCGGGCCAGGGAGUUCAACAGAAUUGAGUGGGGUUGGGCUGUGACAUCUUGGAGAGCAGAAGGAAUAUCUGAAACAAACAGGCAAGAGAGGGCAGGUCCUGAUAAAAGAGAGGAGGUUUAUCGCGAGCUCAACAGCACAAAGGAGGAGAUGUGCAGUCGCAGACACGCUACUUCCUCUUCUUUCCCCGACUCCCUUCUUUCUGCCAACUGUGGAAACAAACGGCAGAAAAAAAUGUCGGUAAUUAGUGGCUAGAUCCAAACUCUAAGAUUAGAGGAAUAGAAGGAAGAGCGCAUACAGUAGCUGUAUGGAGUGUAUGUGUCCUAAGCACAAACUGAAGUCAAUGCUUUUGCAGGAAAGUCAGAUUUCCCAGAAUCACAGCGAUAAAUCUGAUUUCCCCAACGGCUGCUUUCAAACUUUUAUCUCAAAGUAAGAGGGCUUUAAAACGUUCUGGAAAAACAUCUGAACCAAAAUGAACGCCGCCAUCCAGCAUGUGAAAGUCACACGCGCCAUGAGAUGGCUGUGUUUUUAGAGCAACACGCCUCAUUUAGUCGGGCAAAAGGCAUGGCGAAGGUUCCAUGGAAACGGGCACCACCAUGAGCGGCCGCCAGCUGCCCCACCUGUCUGCUACGCCUGCAUUUCUUAACGACAUUUUGACAUUGAGCCUGUAAGACCGCCAUGUUGAAGCGUUUCAGUUAUGGCUACUGUUCUGUGGUCUCCUCCUCGAUGCGGCGUGCAUGCUAACAUGGAGAGGGUUUUUUCAGGCGGGCUGGCAGGUGGAUGACCAUGAAUGGCAGGCCUUGUUCCUCCUUUUUUCCAUGGCAAUCUCUUUUAGGUGGUGUCAGAUCCUUCCCUCCAGGAACAAAACAUCCCUUAUUGAUCACAAAUGCAGUCAUUUUCUUGUAUUAUUACUUAAAUCGUACCCACACAUGUCAAAUCUAGUGGUUUUCAGAUGACAUGUUGAAUGCAGAGUUUUACAUUGAUCACUUUUUAAGACUAAGACUUCCCACAGAGUUGUUGUUUUUUGAGAAUUUUCCCCUGGGUUGAAGUGCUUCUUUGGGGAUGAAAAACAAAGUCAGAGUAGCUUACCUACAAGCAUUCAUUGGUUUUUUUUUGUCGUUUUUAAUCUAAAAUCUGCACAUUUUCCUCAGGGUUGACGUCUGCCAAGCAGACACGGGACAGUUUGUGGAUUUAGUUGUAACUUUAAAUGCCGCACACAUAUAACGCCUUGCCUGCCGGGGUUCCUGGGUGCUUAGUGUUCACUGCUGGUCAGUGUCCAACCACACUGGAAACACAGGAACGUCUCAGUGCAAGCUCCGCCCCUCUGCCUAUGACAUUUUUCUAGCAUACUAUAGACCUGCUCUUGGUGUCCUCUCGAUCUGUUUCCAGUGAAACGCCCCUUUAAGCACCUCUGACCCUUAGAGAAAGUGGACUUCCUCCUGAACACAAACUGGCAGAAUAGACAUUCAGUCUAUCCCUACAUUCAGACUCGUCCACAGGCAGGGUGUGUCGGAACUUCUAUUUUCAAUGUAUGAAAUGUACUUGAAUAUUUCCAACAAAAAAAGGCCAUUGAACACAUUCUUGUCUUUUUUACUGUACUUGCUUUUGUUGUCUAACCCUCUUCAUAGAAAGGUGUACAGCUGGUUUGCUUUUUGUUUUUGUUAUUUUGCAAUCUCUGCCGAUCAUUUCAGCUGAAUUUUGGACUCAUUACAGCCCGAAGGUUCAUAGUUUUCGUUGUGGCAUUUGAAUGCACCGUUUUUGUUGAUUUUGUUUUGUUCAAAUCAGAACUGGGAUUCACCUCUUUAAUCAGGAAUAUGUACUGCUCCUUUGAUGUCAGGGUGCAGGUUUUUCCAGUUGGACCUGUUAUCCAAGAAUUUAGUUUAAAGUCAUGCAAAAAAAAAGAAAAAGUAAAAAAUGUUUUAAAAAAAACAUCAGGGAAUGGAAAUUUCUUGACCUCUAUGUAUAUCUGUUUAAGACUGAGUGAAGAUUUCUUUUUUAUUUUUAAUUGUAGAUCCUUUUAAAAAAAAUCCAUAAAUAUAGAGACCACAAAAUUGUGAGUUAGCAGUGUAGUCUGAUUUUUUUAAUUAUCAUUAUUAUGGCUUUUAUUAUUAUUAUUUUUAUUAUUAUUAUUGCUUUGUGUCUCUUGAAUUGCUUAGGUUUGUACAUUUUUUAAGAAACCAUACCUCUUAAAAGAAUUGAUUUUUGUCAUAUCUUUUCAAAAACAUUUAUCAUGUAGCUUAUGUUGGCUUGAUGAGUAGCACAAAUGUUUGUUGGUUUUAUGUGUUCCUACUUGAAUAGGAAAAGUAGAGAAAGCGAGACUUUUUCUUUAGAUGAAAAGAAAAAUAAAUGUAACACUGGGCUACAUUUUACAUAAACAUCCGAUGCCAGAUUCUGCACAUCCUUGAAGACUAAAAAAAACAACAACAAAAACGUCCAGGUAGAACAUUAAUAAUUUACCGUUUUACUUUUCAGAAGUUUUUAAACAUUCCUACUGUGAGCACCAUGUUUUCUGGGUUUAACUCUUAAUUUUUCAGUUUGUAACUCCUCCUUCCACUUUCGGCUUCUCCCAUCAGGGGUCGCCACAGCGAACAAGUCGCAUGGUAAAUUUGGCAAUGUUUUACGCCGGAUGCCCUUCCUGACGCAACCUUCUCAAACCGGGCUUGGAACCGGCAGAGGUGGAGAAGGGAACAGGGAGCAGCCCGGAGUCGAACCCGGGUUUCACGGACGGAAGGCGCCGCAAACCAGCACGAGCUAAACUGUUUGUAACUCCUCCAUUAUCCCAUAAUUCUUUUAAAAAAGAAGAAGAAAUGAUCGGAAAAUGAUAAUGUAAAGUUAAAAGGAAAAUCUCCAAAAUAAAUGUUGCCAAGUAUAACAAAGCAUUUGUUUAGAUUCUUUUUGACGGCAUGACGGUGUCAUUGAUUGUCUCAUCAGAAGUACAAGCAUGAUUCGCGCCAUUGUGUGCCAAAGUUGUAGUGGUAACUCCAUUAAGACGAAACAAUACAAACUUCUAUCCGACAUGAAACAAACUUGUACAGAUUUAUAGACCGUGACAUGUCAUGUACGAGAUUUGACAAAGCGAUUCUGCAUGUUUGGAUGUGCAGCAGCUCCACGCUGAGUAUUUCUUUCCUGCUUUGUGUUACCAUUCUGAAUGUGUGGCUCGUUUGUCAUUAUUUAAUCGGGUUUUGCUUCUCUUUGCUGCUCAUCUGCACUUUUGCUGUGUACAGUGGCUUAGUGCAUACGUUUGUCAUUUUGCUCAAUCAUUCCUAAGGACUGAACAUUUGCAUUUGCUCUAAUGUAUUUGCUUCCUUGGAGUUUUAGAAGUCUGAUGGGCUUUUACCAAUUGUCAGGUGUGCAUAUGGUACGCUUUUGUCAUUGUCCCACAUUCUGUAGGCCUCUAGCCUGGAAGCCUAUGAAAAUUCACAGAGGAUGUCUUCCCUCAUGACAAAGAUGUGAUGCCCUUUAGGUUCUUUUUUUUUUUUUAAAGGCAGCCAUAGAAUUGUAAAAAAAAAUGUUUUAAUAAUCAUUGUUACCAAAGGCUUUGAAGGGAAAGAUGAAUGUUGCCAUAAUUUUAAACCCAUCUGUGUUCGAACUGAUGGAUUCAAUUUUAUGUGCUGUAUGCGUCGAUAGCUGAAUGCUUAAAAUGGACCUUUUCUACUUCUCAAGUGGAAGUUUUUAUUUUAUUUUUAAUUUUAUUUCAAGCUUGAAUCCUCAUAGAAGCAGACUAACUCUGAUUGAGUUUAAAGAGACGGAGCAGGUAGAAAUGUUGAGAGGCUGACCGGAUCUUCUGGUACCUGACCGUGUUGUUUCUCACUCAAACUGCUUGACUUGGCAGCAUCUGACAUCAUCUUUUGGAAUUGCUUCAAGAAUUGAGUUUAUUCCAGACCCUUCAGUCAAAAGUGCUGUCAGUGACCUCACCCAUAACUAGAGAGCCUUUCCCCAGUCGUCUGGUUCUGUCUCCUGUACCAGUUUUUCCUCAGUGUGCCCUCUCAGUGUGAUGUAACUCUAUUGAUACCUCUGUGUGCUUCUCUUCUUCCCCUCACCAUCAGUUGCCUGUUGUAGUGACUCCAUGGUGCUGCCCCCCCCCCCCCCCCCUCUCGCAGCACCAGUAUGAUAUAUUCUGUAAAUAAUUUAACUCAGCUAUGGCCAGUACAUUCCUCCCCCUAUGACCUCACUAAUCUUUCAGGUGUCACCUUUUCUUGCUUUUUCGAUUUUGUUCUCAGCAAACCAAAAUCACUACAUUCAAGUAUUACAGUUGUACAGUUCCUCGGGUUCUCCACACAUUUGAUGUGCUGGUCUUAGCUGCUCUGCUGUACCUUUUUAUGGCAUUAUUUUUUACAUGCUAGACAAUAUAUUGUGAACAUGUCCUAUGCAAACAUGAAACAUAACAGGUUGUUGAAAAAUGUAUGUUGUCAUAACUUGUAUGCAUGAAAUAGUGAGGUUUACAUUUGGAAAUAAAUUCAUAAAAUAA
Messenger RNA from Oryzias latipes (Japanese medaka), 7397 nucleotides. RefSeq names its product Kruppel like factor 13 (gene klf13). Lineage: Eukaryota; Metazoa; Chordata; Actinopteri; Beloniformes; Adrianichthyidae. The record is from RefSeq and is a predicted model, not a curated record. Gene Ontology annotation, biological process: regulation of transcription by RNA polymerase II. Gene Ontology annotation, molecular function: RNA polymerase II cis-regulatory region sequence-specific DNA binding; DNA-binding transcription factor activity, RNA polymerase II-specific.